AUGGAUCAGUGGUUGGAAACAUCUUCCGGCAACCGGAUCCAUAAAUCUUGCAAGAUCAAAGGUCUGAAUAGGAUCGCUUUAGCCGGACAGGUGACGGUUUGCGAGGAUUGUCAUAUAAACGCUGGAGACCACAGUAUCAAGGUCGGCAAACGGUGUUACUUUGAGCCCCAGGUUUGCAUUGAUUCCACCAAUGGCGAUGUGAAGAUUGGAACACUGACGCGAAUAGGCUACGGAACCCAGGUUGAUUCGAAUUGCAAUAUUGGGAAUCGUGUGUCAAUUGGCAAAGGCUGCAAACUUGGAACAGGAUCCAUCAUUAGAGAUUGUUGUGUUAUUGAAGACCAGGUGGAAGUACCCAUUGGGUUCCUGAUUCCGCCGUUUACGAGGGUAAGCAAGGAAAAUGACAAACUAAAACUAAAAGAGCUGGCCGCUAGCUAUAGGAAAAUCAACGAAACCCAAUUGCGCAUUUUGGAGGUUGUUGGAGCUAGCGACACCUAA
Molecule: messenger RNA, 495 nt
Organism: Ogataea philodendri
Lineage: Eukaryota; Fungi; Ascomycota; Pichiomycetes; Pichiales; Pichiaceae
Exons: 1
Coding region: 1-495 (164 amino acids)
Source: RefSeq, a predicted model, not a curated record